Messenger RNA from Hyaloscypha bicolor E, 1561 nucleotides. Its product is annotated as choline transport protein. Bases 1 to 1539 code for a protein of 512 amino acids. The transcript has 4 exons. Gene Ontology annotation, molecular function: transmembrane transporter activity. The record is from RefSeq and is a predicted model, not a curated record. Lineage: Eukaryota; Fungi; Ascomycota; Leotiomycetes; Helotiales; Hyaloscyphaceae. Gene Ontology annotation, cellular component: membrane. Gene Ontology annotation, biological process: transmembrane transport.
AUGGCAGUCAACAGACCACCUAGCAAUGAUGCGAAGAGCAGUAACCCCGACUCUGACGCUGCACUCCUCGCGGAUAUGGGCUACGUCCAAGAUAUGAAGCGCAACUUCUCCGUCUGGUCUGUCCUCGGCGUCGGUUUCUCCCUGACAAAUUCCUGGUUCGGAAUUUCAACCGCUUUGGUAACAGGCAUCAACUCAGGCGGGCCAGUUCUCAUCAUCUACGGCAUCAUCUUAAUAACGCUUAUAUCUGCCAGUGUUGGAAUCUCCCUCGCAGAACUGGCGAGCGCGAUGCCGAAUGCAGGAGGGCAAUAUUUCUGGGCAUAUGAACUUGCUCCUCCGAAAUUUGCGAAGUUCGCAAGUUAUCUGACUGGAUGGUUUGCAUGGGCUGGGAGUAUCUUUACUUCCGCCAGUGUGGCGUUGGGACUAGGAAGUGCAGUAAUGGGCUGCGUGAAGCUGUUUCGUCCCGAAAUGACAAUCCAACGCUGGCACAUCCUCCUCGCCUACCUCGCCAUCAACACCCUCUCCUUCCUCUUCAACACCCACGGCCGCCUGCUCCCCACCAUCGCCACCCUAACCCUCUACAUCAGCCUCCUCUCAUUCCUCACAAUCCUCAUCACCAUCCCCUCCGUCGCACCCACCCACCAACCGCCCUCUUUCGUCUUCGCAACCUUCACAAACAACACCGGCUGGUCCUCCCCCUCUAUUGCAUUCAUUGUUGGCCUCAUAAACACAAACUGGGCCUUUGCAUGUCUAGACUGCGCCACGCACCUCGCGGAAGAAGUCGCCAAUCCCUCACGCAUGAUCCCGAUCGCGAUCCUCGGCACCGUCGCCAUUGGCUGUGUAACCUCUUGGACAUAUAGUGUAGCAAUGUUCUUCAGUAUCCAGGACUUGCAAGCGUUGCUCGAUACUAAGACCGGAGUCCCGAUUCUUGAGCUGUUUUAUCAGGCGGUAAGGAGUAGAGGCGCGGCUGUUGCUUUGGAGGGAUUGAUUCUGGUGACGGGGAUGGGCUGUUUAGUUGCUUCUCAUACGUGGCAGUCGAGACUUUGCUGGUCUUUUGCGAGGGAUAAUGGCCUCCCGUUUUCCGGAUUCCUCUCUCAGGUAGACGAUAAACUGGGUGUCCCGUUUAACGCCCAUCUCGUAUCUUGUCUCAUCGUCUCUGUGCUGGGGUUUCUAUAUCUGGGGAGCGUGACGGCGUUUAAUAGUAUGGCUGCUGCGUGUAUUGUGCUGCUUUAUGUCUCUUAUUCCAUUCCCAUUUUUUGCUUGUUGGUUAAAGGGAGGGAGAAUGUUAGGCAUGGACCGUUUUGGUUGGGUUGGGUUGGUAAGGUGGCGAAUUGGGUGUUGCUGGGUUGGACGGUGUUUACGUUUGUUAUGUACAGCUUUCCUCCUGUUAUGCCGGUGAAGCUGGGAAAUAUGAACUAUGUUUGUGUUGUGUAUGGUGUAGUUUUUGCUGGGGUUGUGGGGUGGUGGCAUAUUGAGGGGAAAAGGAGUUUUAAGGAGAGAGGGGGGCUUGUGGAGGUCGUGCAGGAUGAGGUCGUUAGAUGAUAUUUUAAGCAGCUUGGAUACC